CGCCCGUAUGUGUCAAACUUUUUUUUUUGGUAUUUUGAGCUGGUGAAGACGAUAGUGCCAAUGUUUUUUCGCGAAUAAAUUAUUGUAAACAUGGCAAAUACGGGUUUAUUGCCAUUUGUGCGCGGUGUAGAUUUUACACGUAACGAUUUCAGCGAUGACAAAUUCCCUGAAGCUAUUCGAUACAUGACUGGGCUUCAAUGGUUAAGGCUCGAUAAGACAAAUUUAUGUGAUGUACCUGAGGAGUUGGGAAAGCUUAUGAAAUUGGAAAACCUUUCUCUCAAGAAGAACAACUUGGAGAAAUUGUUUGGUGAACUAACAGAAUUGAAAUGCUUACGGUCUCUGAAUGUAAGACAUAACAAAGUGAAGAGUUCGGGCAUACCCGCUGAGCUCUUCCGGCUAGAAGAGUUGACUACACUGGACCUUUCCCAUAACAGACUGAAGGAAGUGCCUGAAGGACUGGAGAAAGCUAAAUCGUUACUUGUCUUGAAUCUUAGUUAUAACAAAAUAGAAAGCAUCCCGCCGACGCUGUUCGUGCAGUUGACGGACCUGCUGUUCCUGGACCUGUCGCACAACCAGCUGGAGACGCUGCCGCCACAGACCAGGAGGCUGGCGAACCUCCAGACCCUCAUACUCAAUGAUAACCCGCUCGGAAUGUUUCAGUUGAGACAACUGCCAUCCCUGCAAAGCCUCGAGACCCUGCACAUGCGAAACACGCAGCGCACAGUUGCCAACCUGCCUACCUCCCUGGAGACACUGUCCAACCUGUGUGACGUAGACCUCUCAAGAAACGCCCUCACUAAAGUGCCCGACGCUCUCUACUCGCUGCUCAGUCUGAAAAGGCUCAAUCUGAGCGACAAUGAAAUCGCUGAGGUUUCUUCUGCAAUGGACAUGUGGCAGAAGCUGGAGAGCCUGAACUUCUCCAGGAACAAACUGACCUCCCUCCCGGCCUCCCUCUGCAAGCUGCAGAACCUGCGGCGGCUGCAUGUGGACGACAACCAGCUGGACUUCGAAGGCAUACCCUCGGGCAUCGGGAAACUUGGAGCUCUAGAGGUGUUCUCCGCCGCUAACAACCUACUCGAGAUGAUCCCAGAAGGGCUUUGCAGAUGUGGCUCUUUAAAGAAGCUAAACCUGAGCUGUAACAAGUUAAUCACACUCCCCGACGCGAUUCAUCUCCUGAGUGACUUGGAGAGCUUACAGCUCCACGGCAACCCUGACCUGGUCAUGCCUCCGAAGCCAGUAGAGAGGUCCAGAGGGGCGGGGGUGCAGUUCUACAAUAUAGACUUCUCCUUGCAAACGCAACUGCAGCUAGCUGGAGCCACCACGCCUUCGCCUGCUACGCCUAGCAGUAUAAAAUCAGACCCAAUAGCGCGCAAGCUGCGCCUGCGCCGCGGCAGGGCGGAGCCCGAGCAGAAGGAUUCAGCCCUCAUCCUGCGCGGCAUGCAGGAGCAGGCCAACACACAGCACAACGACACGGGCACUGAACAGAAGAAUAGUGAGCUCAAACCGAAGCGCUGGGACGAGAGCCUCGAGAAGCCACCGCUAGACUAUUCGGAGUUCUUCGACGAAGACACGGGGCAGACGCCCGGCCUGCUCGUCUGGGAGAUCGAGAACUUCAUACCCGCGCCUGUCGACGAGGUCGCCCACGGGAAGUUCUUUGAAGGCGACUGCUACAUCAUCCUGAAGACAGCCAUUGAGGAACAAGGACAGCUGUCUUGGGACAUCCACUUCUGGAUCGGGUCGAAAGCUACGUUGGACAAGGGCGCAUGCGCGGCGAUGCACGCGGUGAAUCUGCGCAAUCUGCUGGGGGCCAAGCGCACGCAGCGGCACGAACAAGGGGACGAGACGGCGGAGUUCCUCGCGCUGUUCCCCACGCCGCCCGUCUACAUACAGGGCAGUCACACGCCCUCCGGGUUCUUCACGGUCGACGACCCGCACUACGUGACCCGGUUGUACCGCGUGCACGGCGCCGGGACGGGGGUGCAUUUAGAGCCGGUGGCUGUCUCCGCGGACUCCCUCGACCCCAGAUAUGUGUUCGUGCUCGACACCGGACUCACCAUCUACCUCUGGAUUGGCAAGAAAGCGAAGAACACGCUAAAGUCGAAGGCUCGGUUGUUCGCCGAGAAGAUAAACAAAGAAGAAAGGAAGAACAAAGCGGAACUAGUCGCGGAGCCACCCGGCAAGGAACCGCGCAGCUUCUGGGAGAUACUGGGCUACGACGGUGACACACCAUUUGUGCCUAAAGAGCACGUCCCAGAAGACAUCUCGUGGGCGCCGCCGCGGCUGUACCGCGUGGAGCUCGGCAUGGGCUACCUGGAGCUGCCGCAGCCCGAGGCUGCGCCGCUCGCUCGCCACGUACUCGCCACCAGAAACGUGUACAUACUCGACGCGCAUACCGACGUGUUUGUGUGGUUCGGCAAGAAGUCAUCUCGGUUGGUCCGCGCGGCGGCUGUGAAGCUAGCGCAGGAAUUGUUCAACAUGGUGGCGCGACCGCCGCACGCGCUGGUCACACGGCUGCAAGAGGGGACUGAGACACAAGUGUUCAAGACAUACUUCCAAGGUUGGGAGGAGGUGAUCGCGGUGGACUUCACGCGCACGGCCGAGUCGGUCGCGCGUACCGGCGCCGACCUCGCUAGCUGGGCCAAGCAGCAGGAAACUAAAGCGGACCUAUCAGCUCUUUUCACGCCGCGUCAGCCGCCGAUGCCGGCGUCAGAGGCCAAGACGCUCGCGGACGAAUGGAACGAAGACUUAGAGGCCAUGGAGGCCUUCGUGCUUGAAGGCCGACACUUCGUUCGUCUACCAGACCAUGAGCUGGGCAUCUUCCACAGUCAGGACUGCUAUGUCUUCCUCUGUCGAUACGUGCUGCCUGCUGAGCCAGAAGACGAAAGUGAAGGCUCGAACACAGGGGAUGCAGACGAGGACUCGGAGACAGCAUCCUGGGUGGUAUACUUCUGGCAAGGGCGGAAGGCUCCCAACAUGGGCUGGUUGACCUUCACAUUCGGGCUCGAGAGGAAGUUUAAGCAGCUGUGCAAGAGGUUAGAUGUCGUCAGGACGCACCAGCAGCAAGAGAGCUUGAAGUUCAUGGCGCAUUUCCAUAGAAGGUUCAUUAUUAGGGACGGCAAGAGGAAUCAGAAGCCGGAGGGUGGUCGUCAGCCGGUGGAGCUGUUCGAGCUACGAAGCAAUGGAUCGGCGCUAUGUACGCGGCUGGUGCAAGUCAAGGCAGACGCAUCGCAGCUCAACAGUGCCUUCUGCUACAUCCUAAACGUGCCGCUGGAAGGCUCGAACGACACGUCGUCUGCGAUCGUGUACGCGUGGAUCGGCAACAAGGCGGACGCCGACUGCGCGCGGCUCAUCGAGCAGAUCGCCGAGGAGAAGUUCAACAACCCCUGGGUCAGCCUUCAGGUUCUAACGGAAGGCAGCGAGCCCGACAACUUCUUCUGGGUGGCGCUGGGAGGCCGCAAGCCGUACGACACGGAGGCCGACUACCUCAACUACACGCGGCUUUUCCGCUGCUCCAACGAGAAGGGCUACUUCACCGUCUCCGAGAAGUGCACCGACUUCUGCCAGGACGACCUGGCUGACGACGACAUAAUGAUCCUGGACAACGGCGAGCAGGUGUUCCUGUGGCUUGGCGCCAAGUGCUCCGAGGUCGAGAUCAAACUCGCCUACAAAUCUGCGCAGGUUUACAUUCAACACAUGAAGACAAUGCAGCCAGAGCGGCCUCGCAAGUUGUUCCUCACCCUCAAGGACAAGGAGUCUCGACGGUUCACCAAAUGCUUCCAUGGCUGGGGCGAGCACAAGCGCCCUCCAGAGUAAAAACCAGAUCUGACCACACAACCUCUAUAGAGUAGAGGAUAGAGUUUAAGAUGACAAUCAAAGAUGUAUCAGAUAGUAUUGAGCAUUUUUGACUCCCAUUUGUAAAGCUAAAGUGACUCCUUACCAAUAGUAUUAGUAUGGAAAGUUGUAAUCAAAAGACACAUAAUUUUAGAUGAAUGUUGUCAUAUUUCAGUAUUAUGUCUUGUAUAGAAUCACAUGUUUGCACAAUUUUCAGCUAAGUAUUGUCCAGUAUGGGCUUCCACACUAAAAGAAUCCAUUUUGAAAAAAUGAAAGACUGAAUUAUGCCAUUUUCAAGUCAUUUAUUUGUCUUUUCCUUUUAAAACUAUUAAGCACAAGAGAAGGAUGAGAUUUUUAAUAUAUAUUUAUUGCUAAAGGGAAGAGUACUGAGUAACCUUUGACUAGCAUAGCAGAGAUUGCAUUUUGGUUGUUACUCUAAGGACAAUGUAUUUAUUGUGCAUUUUAUUAAAUGCAUUUAUAUAUUUAUUAAAAUUCUACACAUUCAGCUGUAUAUAAAAUGCUGUAUAUUUAUGAUUGAUGCUGUGUAAAACUUGUAAAUAUAAGUGAUAGAUAAAAAAAGGAUUUUAUAAUGCCACUAAUAUAAAAUAAAAAUUAAUUAAUAAAUUGGCAAAUUGUGCGAUAUUUGAAUUGGAGCGCUUGAGCACAAAAUGUAUUACAUUAUAUGUAGCUUUUGUAACAAUUCUAUAAUAUUUUUAACAAUAAAUAGAAAACAUUAA
Messenger RNA from Pectinophora gossypiella (pink bollworm), 4568 nucleotides. RefSeq names its product protein flightless-1 (gene fliI). Bases 91 to 3813 code for a protein of 1240 amino acids. Lineage: Eukaryota; Metazoa; Arthropoda; Insecta; Lepidoptera; Gelechiidae. Gene Ontology annotation, molecular function: actin filament binding; phosphatidylinositol-4,5-bisphosphate binding. The record is from RefSeq and is a predicted model, not a curated record. The transcript is spliced from 23 exons. Gene Ontology annotation, biological process: actin polymerization or depolymerization; myofibril assembly; actin filament severing. Gene Ontology annotation, cellular component: nucleus; cytoplasm; actin cytoskeleton.